This is a messenger RNA of Sphaerodactylus townsendi, 4216 nucleotides long. It is a transcript of the gene CCNT1, whose product is annotated as cyclin T1. Gene Ontology annotation, molecular function: cyclin-dependent protein serine/threonine kinase activator activity. The record is from RefSeq and is a predicted model, not a curated record. Gene Ontology annotation, cellular component: nucleus; cyclin/CDK positive transcription elongation factor complex. Lineage: Eukaryota; Metazoa; Chordata; Lepidosauria; Squamata; Sphaerodactylidae. Bases 15 to 2171 code for a protein of 718 amino acids. Gene Ontology annotation, biological process: positive regulation of DNA-templated transcription, elongation; regulation of transcription by RNA polymerase II. The transcript is spliced from 9 exons.
UGACGGCGGCCAUCAUGGCGGUGUGUGGCGCGGCGGCUGCAGCGGCGGCAAGCGAAGGGAAGCGCUGGUACUUCAGCCGGGAGCAGCUCGCGCGCAGUCCCUCUCGUCGCGCGGGGAUCGACCCGGAUAAGGAACUGUCGUACCGGCAGCAGGCGGCUAAUCUGCUUCAAGAUAUGGGCCAGCGCCUCAAUGUUUCUCAACUGACUAUCAAUACUGCUAUCGUCUAUAUGCAUCGAUUCUACAUGGUUCAGUCCUUCAGCCAGUUUCCUCGGAAUUCUCUGGCACCAGCUGCCCUGUUCCUGGCAGCCAAGGUGGAGGAACAGCCUCGAAAACUGGAGCAUGUUAUCAAGGUCGCUCAUGCCUGUUUGCAUCCUCUAGAGACUCUUCCGGAUACACGGAGUGAGGCAUACCUGCAACAAGCCCAAGACCUGGUCAUUCUAGAGAGCAUAAUACUGCAGACCCUGGGAUUUGAAAUCACCAUUGAUCAUCCCCAUACACAUGUGGUGAAAUGCACGCAGCUUGUACGAGCCAGCAAGGAUCUGGCACAGACUUCUUACUUCAUGGCUACCAAUAGCCUUCACCUAACCACCUUCAGCCUGCAGUACACCCCUCCCGUUGUGGCCUGCGUCUGCAUCCACCUGGCCUGUAAGUGGUCCAACUGGGAGAUCCCAGUCUCCACGGACGGCAAGCACUGGUGGGAAUACGUUGAUGGCACUGUAACUCUGGAACUUUUGGAUGAGUUAACACAUGAGUUCCUACAGAUCCUUGAAAAAACUCCCAACCGGCUAAAACGAAUCCGGAACUGGCGGGCUACCCAGGCAGCCAGGAAAUCCAAGACGGAUGAACAGGGCGAUGAUGAUUGUCUCUCAGAACAGACAAUCCUGAGCAUGAUCUCCAGAAGCUCCUCUGACAUGACCAUUGCGGGUUUGAUGAGCAUGUCGACUUCCUCGGCUGCAGGGACUGUAGCUUCGCUCCCAUCAACCACAGGCGACUCCCCAGGAGAUCUGUGUGGCACAGAAGCAUCGGACACCUGGAUGGCUCCAGUCAAAUUAGAGAGCAGCCACAGGCCUAAUGAAGCCUCUCUCAGCGCAGAUCAUCCGCAUCACGACAGCAGUAGAAGCUCCUUCUCAAAGCAGAGCAGUAAGAGCGUACCACUAGCAAAGGUGUCGUUAAAGGAGUACCGCGCCAAGCACGCCGAAGAGCUGGCCGCGCAGAAACGCGAGCUGGAAAACAUGGAGGCUAACGUGCGCUCUCAGUAUGCUUAUGCCGCUCAGAACCUGCUAGUGCAGCAGCAGCGGGAGCGGGACGUUCAGCAAGAAAGCAACCCGUCUCCCAUCAUCCUGAAAAUCCCCUUGAGCAGCAACGCUGAUGGUUCGGAACGGCCUCCAGCUGAGAAGGCUGACAAACCUUCCUCUGCCCUCAAAGUGCGUCUUCCUGUCUCCGGGGACAAAGCUGCUGUUCCUUCCUCCAAGCCUGAGGAAAUAAAAGUACGCAUCAAGGUGCCAACCACCUCAGAACGGCACAGCUCAUCCGACGAGAGUAGUGGGAAAAGCCGUGGCGAGCAUAGGGAAAAACAUAAGGGCCAUUCAUCCAACCAUCACCACCAUCAUCACAAUCAUCACUCUCACAAACAUUUGCACACGCAGCCUGUUGCAAGCGCCAAGCGACCGGGGGACUCAAAGCAUGGCAGCCAGGGCGGUGUGGCAUCCCACAAAGGUUAUGUCCCAACUUGUUCCUCCUCCCGUAAGAGACCCCUUGCUGAAGAGGCCUCCACUCUAGCACACGAACAUCAGUCCAAAAUCAGCAAGGGUUCAAAAGGGCCCACCAUGUCAUUCCCCUUCCCUCAGCACCCUGGACAUAGCUUGGACGUGGCCAGUUUGUCUUUUGCCCAGGGUGGCAAAGCCAGAGCAGCUCAUGGAAAACUGGACAAGAGCACAGUGGGGGCCAAUGGGCAUAACAUGAACCAGACCAUUGACUACCAGGAUACAGUGAACAUGUUGCAUUCCCUGCUCAGUGCGCAGGGCAUGCAACCCACCCAACCACCCACUUUUGACUUUGUGCACUCAUACGGCGAGUACUUGAACCCCAGGGCAGCUGCCAGUGUGGAUAAACCACGGCCACCCCCUCUGCCUUCAGAACCUCCCCCUCCCCUGCCACCUCUCCCCAAGUGAUGACCGUUUUAACUACUGAUGUUGGGUUGUCUUCUGCAGAGGACAAGUGGCUCAGUCAUCUCCACUGCCUUGUGUGAAUGCCCUUUUAUUCCCUCCCCUCCCCCUUUUAAAUGUUUUUUUCUUGGUAUGAGAAUGUGGAGCCCUUGAAGCUGUGAAAGGGUCUGUCCUCUUUCUCCAUGUGCUUCCCCCGCCUUUCCCUUGAGUCCCACUGGAAAGAGAUGGAAAUGUAUUUCCUGUGUGACUGAGCCUUGGCAUGCAGAGUUUUGAACUUCCUGGAACAACGGGAGAGAGGGAACGGGGCUAUUUAAAUUGUCGUAGUCUUUCUCCUUCUAAAAAGACGUUUUAAAUAAUUUAAAAUAAGUUAUAUAUGUUCUUAGUGUUGAUUUUAUUUUUCUAAGAUGGAUAAGGAAGGGGUUAGAGUGGAAGCUGAAAUGGAAGCAGAGCUUUGUGAGCUCUGGCUGCUUACUCUUUAAGUGCAUCUGGUUUUGGUGGAAGUUGCUUCCUUCUGGAUGGAAGUAGUGGAGGUCUGGAGAAAGUAUGUGUGUGAAGGGCAUGAAUGUGACCAGAGUAAUGGUGGGGUGGGGGAUUUCUUUUCUUUUUUGCCUCAGUUUCCCGCCACCUUGGUUUUUCGCUGCUCCCUAGUGAGUGAAUGGAGACAGAUGCAGACCCCAUCUUUCCAAAGUACUUUCAAAAUAGCGAAGAAAAGAUGUGUGAAAUCGCUGGCUUUGUCUAGCUCUUCCUGCUGAGCAGGAAGUAUGUAGGUACCCAGCUUUCUUUUCACUUCCCUCCUUGACCACACUGCUUCCAUUGGAUUGUCCUAAAUGCAAUCAGAGGGUAAAUGGACUAGCUAGCUGGAACGUUAAAAAAUUCAGAUGGGAUCAUAUUGUACAGAAGAACAUGACUGUGUUCUGUGGGAACUCAGAGUGCCUUCAGAAAGAAGGGUUCCUGCAGCAAAGAUAGGGUGUUUUGGGAAGAGGAACUGGAAGGAAGCUAGAAUGCCUUUGUGAAUGUUACAACGGUAAUCGUGAUUCUGGGAUGUUUUAAAUUGUAUUUAAACCGCAUUAUGAGAUAUGAGAUUUUCACAUUUUGUUAGAGGGAGAAAAAUACUUUUUAAAGUAUAUGUAAAGACAGCAACAAGUGGAAUCAGACAAAUUUGGAUUGCAGAAUGGAAGCAUGAAAAGAGCUGAUUUAAAGCAUUGAUGAAUGAAUUAAUGGGAACCUACUUGUCUUCUCAUUUCAAGAUAUCUGCCAGCAUUACAAAAAUGUGGCCAGCCAGAGAGUGUCCUGAGUCCUAGGUAGAAGAAAAUGAAAGAUAAACUAAAGAUCAUUCCAGAGAAGUAUUCUAAUCAAAGGCUGCGCAGCAAAAGGCGCAGCAAACUCACUGAUCUAAUUCUCCAAACUUUUGAUAAGUUACAACGGCUAAUUUUUAAGCACGGCCAUUCACUUUGGAUUUCUGUAGAUCGCAUCAGGGCGCUUAAGGAAUCAGUUUACUGGUAGCAUCUGAGCAGUUGCACAGAUCACUUGGAGUUGGUGCUCUAAAAUGCCAGCCUUGCUGCCCUUUGGAUGUUCAGUCCCUGGUUCAGCGAACUGGUCAAAGGUUUUCUACCACUGUGAAGAAAACUUCCAAGGUGAAAAAUUCCAGCGGAGGCUUUGGUGUUUCAUAAAAAAUGCUCAGUUGGGAUGGAGUACUUUGACUAAAAUAUUUGCUAUGUAGCAUGUUACAACAGAAACUGGAGGUAUGAGGAGGCUCAGAAUAACCUUUGCAGUCUCAAGCAAGAAAAGUCAUAUUUAUGCUAGCUUGCUGGUUAAUGAUAGGUGCACCAUAUUUAAAGCAAUGAAGGGUGCUUGGUCUCUUAAGUAGCCGUUUUAGUUUGAUUGAAGUGUUCCAUCUGAAUUCAGAACAGUGAGUUUAUUUUCCCACCAUUUCUGGAGCAGAGGUGUCACAAACUUUGGGCCUGGUUUCACAUGAUAUUUCAGGAACUUAAUUCUAAUUCCCAGCUCGUAUUAUUACUAUUCUAAAUUUCAAUAAAUGUACUGUCUCCACA